UUAGAACAUUUUGAGAAAAUUAGCUUCCUAUUCUACCCUGCAAUAAACACUGUAUUUUUUAUACUGUUUUCAGGAUAUAAACCAUACAUCAUAUCAAGGGAUGAAGAACCUGUUGAGAUGCAGAAUGCAUUUGGUGAGGUGAUUUCAGUUGGAGGACUUAGGAAGGUCUUGUUUGACACAGGCAAUGAAGUUGGCACUGGCAUAUCCAGAGAGCUUCUGUUGAAGUUGAACCUGCAACCUGAUCCCAACAAGAAAAAGAAAGUUGAAUUAAUAGGAGGAGAGUCACGUGAGUUUGAAACCACACAAAUUGAGCUCGUAGUUCGAGGACACCAUCUUAGUGCUUGUGGAUUGGUUGAUGCCGUGGCUAAGGAUACUAAUCUUCUUGUGGGAAUGGAUGUCAUUCAGCAGCUGUAUGUUAAGGGUAUACUAUUGGUAACUAACCUAUGGUAUAUUUUAAGAAUUUCUAAAAUGAUGAAUGCCCUUUGCAGCAAACUCCCAGUCAAUAUGAAGGUUGUUUAUAGAUGAAGAUGUGUACCAGAUCAUUUUGGUAAACAUGGGUUUUUCAAUUUUUUUCUUUUUUUUGUAAGGUCUAUUUGAUAGAAUCCUGAAGCCGUUCUUAAUGUUAGAAAGCACGAAACAGGCUGCAUUAUGCAGGCUUACCAAUGAAUAAAGCUUCCACAUUUUUUCUCCUGGACAGUCAGAAUGCAAUAUAUAGCUUACAUUUAUAAUUACUUUUAAUAAUAAUAUCUUUAGGUUGUCUUUUUAACUUAGGUAGUUCUCCAAGUUCUUGGUAAUUGAUUAUUUACAAAGGCCACAAGUUGAUCUGUUUCUAUACUGUUUU
Molecule: messenger RNA, 841 nt
Organism: Pocillopora damicornis (cauliflower coral)
Lineage: Eukaryota; Metazoa; Cnidaria; Anthozoa; Scleractinia; Pocilloporidae
Source: RefSeq, a predicted model, not a curated record